Messenger RNA from Phanerochaete carnosa HHB-10118-sp, 863 nucleotides. RefSeq lists its product as uncharacterized. Bases 137 to 637 code for a protein of 166 amino acids. NCBI's taxonomy places the organism in Eukaryota, Fungi, Basidiomycota, Agaricomycetes, Polyporales, Phanerochaetaceae. Gene Ontology annotation, molecular function: arylformamidase activity. The record is from RefSeq and is a predicted model, not a curated record. The transcript has a single exon.
CGGCCGAUGGCUGCGUGCUCAAGCUUGCUGUUCCCCCCACUGGGUCGAUCCUGGCUCUACGGGCGCGGAACGCAAACCAGCGCCGACUGAAUGCCGUCGCGCGCUGCUCGCACCCUCCAGACGGCUUCAUCUGGACAUGCAGAUGGACGCACCGCACGGCCCAGAGCCAAAUCCAGCGCACGCAUACACCCAACAGCGCACGCACACAUCCGACAGCGCACGCACGCACACACCGCGCCGCACCACGCCGUGCUGCACAAUGAUGCCGCAGCCGAAAAACAUCAUCGACCUCAGCCAGCCGCUCGCGACGGACAAGGUGUACGCCUGCGAGGGGCAUCCGCGCUUCAACGUGUGCUGCAUCUUGCACGUCUCCAAUGGCACGUUCGCGACCGUGCACAGCCUCGCGCUCGCGACGCACACCGGCACGCACGUCGACGUGCCAUACCACUUCUUCGCGGACGGCGCACGCGUCGGCGCGCUCGACCUCGCGCUCCUCACCGCCAUGCCCGCUGUUGUCGUGGGCCUCCGCGCUAAGGGGCCCCGCGAGAAGAUCACGCGGGACGACCCCCGCCCGUACGCGGUCCGCAUGCAGCACGACAUCUGGAUGGGCUGCUCGCCAUUGACCAGGAGAGGCUGAAGGUCAGCUUUACACCUCUGAAUUUCGUCGAUUGUGAUGGGAGCCCGAUUCGUGCUAUUGCUUGGGAGGAGAAGUAGGAGAGCGAAGGAAAGGAGAAACAUUAGUCCAUCUCAUACCCUACAUGUACCCAGCUGCGUGGCGCCUCCCCAAGCACCUCGUACAUCUCGUAUGGCUUGAUGCCGUUCCAGGUGGCUAGUCGAGGCCCCGCGGCUUGCACAGGAGCGAG